AUUAAAUCAUUCCCACAGAUGAAAUGUGAAGAGGUGAAAGCAGAUGAUAAUACUUCCACCAUAAAGCAAUUUGUGCUCUUGGGAUUUUCUGACCUUCCAAACCUCCAACGGUUACUAUUUGGAGUGUUCUCCACUAUUUACGUUAUUAUCUUAAUUGGAAAUAGCCUCGUAAUAACAAUAACCAGGCUUGACAAGGCACUACAGAAACCCAUGUAUUUUUUCCUGGCGCAUCUUUCCUCGUUGGAAAUCUGUUACGUGUCCGUCACUCUCCCUAGGAUUCUGGUGAACCUUUGGACUCAGGAUAGAAGCAUUUCUAUGCUGGGCUGUGCCUCCCAGAUGUGCUUCUUCCUCGCGUUGGGAGCCACUGAGUGUUUCCUCCUGGCAGUAAUGGCCUAUGACCGCUACGUGGCCAUUUGUAACCCUCUGCACUAUCCUCUAGUCAUGAACCAGAAGAUGUGUAUCCAACUGGCUGUUGGCUCCUGGAUCGGUGGAGUCCCAGUCCAGAUAGGACAAACAUGUCAGAUUUUCUCUCUGCAUUUCUGUAAUUCUAACCAAAUCAACCACUUCUUCUGCGACAUACCCCCCAUCCUCCAGCUAGCCUGUGGGGACCUCUUUGUACAUGAGCUAUCGGUCUAUGUAGCAGCUAUGCUGUUUGUCGCACUUCCUUUUGUGUUGAUACUUGUCUCUUACAGCAAAAUCAUUUCCACCAUUCUCAAGUUGCCAACCGCCAGGGGACGGGCCAAAGCUUUUUCCACCUGUUCUUCCCACCUGCUGGUCGUGUUUUUAUUCUUUGGAUCUGCUACCAUUACCUACUUAAGGCCCAAGUCCAAUCAUUCUGCAGGAACUGACAGACUGCUCUCUCUUUUCUAUACCACAGUGACGCCAGUGUUUAAUCCCCUGAUAUACAGUCUUAGGAACAAGGAUGUGACUGCAGCCCUGAGAAAACUAUUACUUAAAAAAAUGGUGUGA
Neofelis nebulosa (Clouded leopard) is the source of this 969-nucleotide messenger RNA. Its product is annotated as olfactory receptor 10AG1-like. The transcript has a single exon. Gene Ontology annotation, molecular function: olfactory receptor activity; G protein-coupled receptor activity. The record is from RefSeq and is a predicted model, not a curated record. Gene Ontology annotation, cellular component: membrane. Bases 19 to 969 code for a protein of 316 amino acids. NCBI's taxonomy places the organism in Eukaryota, Metazoa, Chordata, Mammalia, Carnivora, Felidae. Gene Ontology annotation, biological process: G protein-coupled receptor signaling pathway.